UUUAGUUUCACAAAUAAACAACGACGGUCUUUCGUUAAAUAUAUUAAAACUCAACUCCUUUGCAAAUUGAACUAGCAAAGAUGGAAGAUGUGAAGGAGAAGAUGAAGGGGUUGAUGAAGAAGGUCAACAACCCCUUCUCGUCUUCUUCCUCCAAAUUCAAAGGCCAAGGCCACGUCUUGGGCUCUGGACCUCCUCCCUCCUCCUCCUCCUCCUCCUCCUCCCUCUCUCACCGUAGCCCUUCCGACCCUCGUCCUCGAUCUACUCCUCGCCCCGCCUCCGACGCCUCCACCUCGUUGUCCUCCGACUUCGACCCUUUCGACCCUCUCAUUUCCUCCGCCCGACAGAUCAACAACCGAAACCCUACGGUUUCCUUUUCUUGCCCCGUCUGCUCCCGCCCCUUCUCCUCCGAAUCCGAUGUUUCCACCCACCUCGAUGGCUGCGUCGCACCUGAUUCCACCUCUGGCGACGUGGGCGUGCCUGCUCGCGUGGAGGAGUUCCUUUCCGCUGGGCCUCCUGACGGGGCGGUCGACGUGGUUCUCAAGCUGCUGGGUAACGUGGCUAAGGAUCCUGCCAACGAGAAGUUCCGGCGGAUCCGGAUGGGAAAUCCUAAGAUCAAGGAGGCCGUGGGCGAUGCCAAAGGAGGGAAGGAACUGCUGGAGUAUGUGGGUUUUAGGUUGGGAGAGGAAGCGGGCGAGGUCUGGGCUACAAUGGAAGUCCCAUCUUCAGAACAGGUUGCUGUGAUUAAAGAAGCUGUCUUGCUGUUGGAGAAUUGGAAAUUGGAAAGGUUAGUUCCGGCAGUGGUCUCUGAUGUGGAACUUCAUAGGACGGUUGAGCCGAAGGAAGUUGAUAGGCAGGUCCGUGUAUUCUUCCCUGUUCCUGAAAGUGAAGCAUCAAAAAUUGACCUGCCGGAUUCUUUCUAUAGCCUUUCUGCUGGGGAGCUGAAGAGAGAAGCUGAUCUAAGGAAGAAAAAAUUUGCAGAUUCUCAGCUUUUGGUUCCUAAAUCAUAUCGGGAGAAGCAAGCUAUGGCUGCUAGACGAAAAUACAAACGGGCAUUAGUAAGAGUUCAGUUUCCAGAUGGAGUACUUCUUCAAGCUGUAUUUCUUCCUUGGGAACCUACUACAGUUCUUUAUGAGUUUGUGAGCUCAGCUUUAAAGGACCCCACUCUGGAAUUUGAGCUCCUCCGUCCUGCUGUUCCUAAGCUAAGAGUUAUCCCUCAUUUCCCAAAACCAGGAGCUAAAUCAACGUUAGAAGAGGAAGAGUUGGUUCCCUCGGCACUACUCAAGUUCAAACCUGCAGAGACGGAAGCCAGCGUUUUCACCGGCCUAACCAACGAGCUUCUUGAAGCUAGUGAACCCCUAACUAGCGAAGCAGCAUUGUUGUAAAAAAUUAACGUUGCCAAUUUAGUAGCCAAAAUCCUUUCCUAUAUUUCAAUAUUUGAUUUUUACAAAGAAAACUGAACAGAUAGAAAUGAUACAUUGGUUCGUUCAUGUUAUCCUUGAACAAACGAACAAAUAAUGUUGUAGUCUAUUUAUUUAUUUGUGUUGUGUAUGUAAUAUGGGAACUACUGAUAUUCUUAUACGAAAGGCAGUUACUAGUUGAAUCAAA
Molecule: messenger RNA, 1605 nt
Organism: Zingiber officinale
Lineage: Eukaryota; Viridiplantae; Streptophyta; Magnoliopsida; Zingiberales; Zingiberaceae
Product: plant UBX domain-containing protein 2-like
Exons: 3
Coding region: 81-1382 (433 amino acids)
Biological process (GO): defense response to fungus; DNA repair
Molecular function (GO): DNA binding; protein binding
Source: RefSeq, a predicted model, not a curated record